Messenger RNA from Striga hermonthica, 441 nucleotides. The record is from the annotation of a GenBank genome assembly. Lineage: Eukaryota; Viridiplantae; Streptophyta; Magnoliopsida; Lamiales; Orobanchaceae.
AUGAGUGUGAUCGACAUUUUGUUCAGGAUCGAUGAUAUUUGCAAGAAGUACGACAAAUAUGAUGUCGAAAAGCAACGGUCCAUUAAUGCCUCGUCCGACGAUGCUUUCGCGCGGCUCUAUUCUUCUUUUGAAUCUCAGAUUGAAGCCAUUAUCCGGAAAUCGGAAUUGGCAGAGAUGGAAACAAACAGGGCAACUGUGGUGGCAUUGAAUGCAGAGGUGCGCCGGACCAAGGCCAGACUCCUGGAUGAAGUGCCUAAGCUACAGAAACUUGCUCAAAAAAAGGUGAAAAAUCUCUCUAGAGAAGAAUUAGAAGCUCGUACGGAUCUUGUUCUUGCACUCCCUGAGAGAAUUCAAGCAAUACCUGAUGGGAGUAGAGGUGCAUUCAAACAAUCAGCCUGGAGCGCUUCGAAUAAGAACAUCAAUUUCGACUCUAGUGGUUAG